Molecule: messenger RNA, 1011 nt
Organism: Phyllotreta striolata
Lineage: Eukaryota; Metazoa; Arthropoda; Insecta; Coleoptera; Chrysomelidae
Source: the annotation of a GenBank genome assembly
AAAAUGAGCAAACUUUAUGAAAAUGAAUCAGGAAUACUCGUUUCACACGAAAACUACAUAAACAACGUGUACAAAUCGAUGAAUGGCGAUCCCAACGUGUAUCGGCUGAAUCCAGGCCUUUUUAAUAUAUUUUCCCCAUACAAAAAAAGCAAAUCGAAGAGGAAAAGUGAACACAGUGAAUGUGAAAUCGAAACAAACUUUUAUAAAUUCAUUCGAGACCAAAACGUGCAAGAUUUUUUGGAUAAUUGCGAAAACGAAACCAAUCAAACUGCCAUCGAAGUUGCGGAUAAUAUCCAGAAGAAUUUACCUAAAGAUAUUUUAGAUUUAAUCGGGGGCAACAAAGGACCCUCAACAUCUAGAAGUAUAAAUGAAUCAAAAUAUCUAUUUCCCGAAAACUCCUCGUUCUUUUCGAAAGAUGUAAACGAAAUCGAAAAACAUUUAACUGGUAAAAAAUUCGAUUUUAUCUUACUGGAUCCUCCAUGGUGGAACAAGUACAUUCGUCGCAAAAGAAAAGCUUCUUCAGAUGCCUAUCAGAUGAUGUACAAUUACGAUUUAAAAAAUCUACCUGUAGAACAAUUGUUGAAAAAAGAUGGUUUAAUAGCGGUGUGGUGCACGAAUUCCGAGCAAAAUUACAACGCUUUAUUAACCGAUAUAUUUCCCCAUUGGAAAGUUAAUUUCGUUUCCAAAUGGUAUUGGAUGAAAAUCACCAAAAAAGGAGAACCGAUUUGCAACUUCUCCGACCCUCCAGGUAAACAACCGUUUGAGAGAAUAAUAUUCGCCCACCGCACCAGAUCCGAGCCUCUACCAGAAAAUGGCAAAUUAAUCGUUAGCAUACCAAGCGCUAUACACUCCCACAAACCCCCUCUAGCUGAAGUAUUGCAGCAAUACUUACCAAACGACCCGGAAUGUUUGGAAGUAUUCGCAAGAUACCUCGUUCCAGGUUGGACGAGUUAUGGCAACGAGGCCAUCAAACUCCAGCACGAAAGCUUGUUUGUUCCCCACCAGAAAUAA